GCGAUACAAAUUAACACGUCAAUAUUAAUACUAUUAUCAUCGCUUUUGGUCUCGAUGAUGCGCUACACACGAGCAACUAAAUUUAAUUUUCCGCGCAGCACCACGGCCGCGCAUUGCGUAUUCACAAGCAAGGUUGUAGUCGAGAACUCCAACUGGACAGAAUGACCGAAAGUGCCGAACCACGGCGUGCAUGCCCGCAACAAACUAUUGCAAGCCGACGGAAUAUUUUGAUGUAGUAUAUCCUGUUCUCUCGAGAAUUUCUUGGAUGUGUCUGAUAAACAUAUUGUCUUACUGGUUCUUCGAAGGUAACUGUGGAUAACAAUCCCGAACAUCCUCGGGGUGUACGUCCUUUCGGUGCACAAGGUAAACAUCAUGGCACGAAUAGGUGACUUAUCGUGAAAUUCUACAAUCGGAUUCCACAUCAGAAGCAUGACUUGAAGAAAAGUCCAUACGAAAUAAUGUAUGGUAUCAAGCCUGACAUGACCAAAGUAAAAGUAUUUGGCUGUGAAGUAUAUGAACUCAUAUCUAAGCAAAGAAACACAGGUUUGGGUCAAAAGCUCAAUCCAAGAGCAAAAGCUUUUAUGUAUGUUGGACAUUCGGAGACCACAAUUGCUGAUUCCUAUAAACUGUAUGACAGAGUAAGCAAAACUGUCAAGACAGGAAGCAUCAGUAAGUGCAUUGAGAACGUGGAUGAGUACGGGAAAGUGCCAAGCAAACAUAACCACUCAUAUGCACAUGACUUCUCGGUCAGAGAAACUCUGCCAGAAGAUUUCUGCGAAGGAAAGGAAGCUGAAAAAUUCCUGGUUAAGGUGAUACAGGAUUUUGAUUUGUAUCACGACAGCAAAAAUGCAACCACGCAUUUGCUGAUAAAGGUAAAACCAUCCACCGGACGAACACGAUGGAUGUUCGCAACAUCAAUGUUCAAAAGAACGACAUCUGAAAAGAAUUUAAAGGUAAUAUUCAGCAAGCUUCAGAAUUUCCUGAAUAAGAAGGAUAGUCAGAAUCCAUAG
Messenger RNA from Micromonas pusilla CCMP1545, 1010 nucleotides. RefSeq lists its product as uncharacterized. The transcript has a single exon. NCBI's taxonomy places the organism in Eukaryota, Viridiplantae, Chlorophyta, Mamiellophyceae, Mamiellales, Mamiellaceae. The coding region runs from base 459 to 1010 and encodes 183 amino acids. The record is from RefSeq and is a predicted model, not a curated record.